CCCCAUACCAUUCAUCCAUCCGCCAAGCCCGAAGCUUGGAUGCAGCGAGGAAGGGUGUUUACACGCGGUUGUAGCGGGCCGGGUAGCAGUUGGUUCGAGGUCGGGUUCGGUGGACAAGCCAGCCAAGCAGCGCCCGAGGAGGCGGCCAUCAUCGACCGGAUGAACCGGGCGAUGGAGCAGCAGCAGCGCCGAUUCGAAAUGGAGGAUAAGGAAAAGAUCAAAGCGGCCGAUGCAAGGAUGGAUGCCAAUGCGUGGUUAGAGCACGUCGGGUGGGCGACGCAUUUGGAAGGAUUCGACCCGGAAGCCAUGCUGCGGUUAACCGAUCCGGACAGUUUAAUGCGAGUGAUGAGCCGGGCCCGCGCCAUAGCCACGCCGGCGCAGGUUGGCAGCCAGGCAUUAUUCGAGGCGCAGCGGAAAGAAGUGGAUAAGAAGCCAAGGCGGCCAUUUGAUAACCGAAUGGAGGACGACACGUGGGCGCGUUACACGGCCGUAUGGACCAAGUUGACCGUGAUGGCAUUAUUGGACCACCGUUUAGCAGCCGGGGAGUAUCGCAGCGCCAUUAUCAGCGGAUUAGCGGUGAUGGGUAUCCGGAAGGAUGGUGGUUGGAUGGAUGUGUUGGAUUACACGCCGAUAUAUUCCGCCGUCAUCAAGAUCGCCCGUGCCUAG
Fusarium oxysporum Fo47 is the source of this 666-nucleotide messenger RNA. RefSeq lists its product as uncharacterized. The annotation marks the transcript as partial. NCBI's taxonomy places the organism in Eukaryota, Fungi, Ascomycota, Sordariomycetes, Hypocreales, Nectriaceae. The transcript has 4 exons. The record is from RefSeq and is a predicted model, not a curated record.